GGCAAAGAGGAGGGGGAGGAGGCAGAGGGAGGGAGUGAACCUCUGUCACUCACUAUAACCACUGCCAUCAUAUUGGUCUGGGAGAGCUCCAAGUCGUUAAAUAGUGUGCUGCAGGAAGUUGAGCCAGAGGGACAGACAACGCGUGGCACUGAGAAUCAGGGGCUCUGCUAUCCUGUCAGCAAGUCCUCCAGCUGCUGACUGCAUCAGAUCAGGACCUCUCCACUGCGGUUCUAACAUAACCUGUUGCUGUCUGGAUUCUCCUUUCUUUGUUCUGCAUCUGACCUGAUUAUGGCCUCAUUCUGAAGAACGUAGUCACCAUGACAUACCUCACCCCAUCCCCCACCUUCUUCUGGCAUGAAGUUAAAGCCAGUUCUUGAUGGGCUUCCCAUAACUGUCAUGGCCUUCAUAAGACAAGAAGAAUAAGAACCAUGGAAAGCAAAAAGUCAAACACCACAGUGUCACCCCAUUCAGGUUUCAAGCCUUCUUAGGACUAUCUCACACCUGAAGCUUGAAUCAUAGUUUGGUCAUAAGAUGCUGCCUCCAGGGUCUCAUCAUUAUAAGAACUGAGAGCUAUUAGGGACCUUGAAUCUUAUCUCAUCCAAACUCAUUUUACUGAUGAAGAAACAGACCUGGAAAUAGGCAAUGACUUACCCAAGGUCAUGCAGGUCAUGCAGGAAGUAGAGCUGACAUUUUUACCUAAAUCCUCUGUUUUUGGACCCAAUGUUUUCUCCACCCCACUACACUGCCUCUCAUUUAUUCAUCCAGGAAGUCCCCAUUAGCACUGCCUAGUUAGGAUCCAUAGCUCCAUCUCUUAAUUUAAUUAAGAAAGGAGAUCUAAUGAAUCAUUAAAACAUCAAUGGGCAUGGAUAUUUAAAUAGAAAAAUAGCCAGGAGAGAUCAUCUAUUAGGGAACCCAGAAAUUUUGCUGGGUUGUGGUCUUGAGAAUCAGAGUUCCCAAGAUGGCUGCUGCCAGCCAAGUCUCAAUUUGGCGCCAAGCUUUGACCGGCCUAGUGCUCAUACUCCUAAUCCUCAUCACAGUCUUGGGUAACGUGGUAGUAUGCCUGGCCGUGGGGUUGAACCGAAAGCUCCGGAGCCUCACCAACUGCUUCAUUGUGUCCUUGGCCAUCACUGACCUCCUCUUGGGCCUCCUCGUGCUGCCAUUCUCAGCUGCUUGUGAGCUGGGCCAGACAUGUGAUUUUGCAAAGCCCCUUUGCAAGGUUUACACCAGCCUCGAUGUAAUGCUCUGCACCGCAUCCAUUCUCAACCUCUUCAUGAUCAGCCUGGACCGAUACUAUGCCAUCACAGCCCCACUGCGCUACACCAUGGUGGUGACACCCAAACGUGUGGCCAUUGCACUUAUCUUAAUCUGGAUGAUCUCCAUCACCUUCUCCUUCCUGCCCAUCCACUUAGAGUGGAACACUCAAAACAUCACUAAUUCAAACUUGUCCAAUAAGUGCAAACUGCAAGUCAAUAAGGCCUAUGGCUUGGUGGAUGGGUUGAUCACAUUCUACAUCCCACUGCUAGUGAUGUGUGCCACCUACUAUCGCAUUUUCAAAAUUGCACGUGAACAGGCCAAGAGAAUUAACCAUAGCUACUACAACAAGGCUGUUACCAUUCGAGAGCACAAAGCCACUGUUACACUGGCAGUCGUGAUGGGGGCCUUCAUCAUUUGCUGGUUCCCCUACUUCACAGUGUUUGUUUACCGAGGAAUAUGGGGAGACAUCAAUGAGACCUUUGAAACUAUCGUACUGUGGCUUGGCUAUGUCAACUCAGCUCUGAACCCCAUCUUGUAUGCUGCUCUGAAUCGGGACUUCCGCACAGCAUACCAGUGCCUCUUCUGCUGCAGGGGCACUGCUGUCACUUCCAGGGGAUCCUCCCUGUCUCCUAUCACCUCCCGAAAAUCCCAAAACAAAUCCCACCAAGUGACACUAGGACUUCAGGAAGAGACAUCUCUGAGAUGCCCAGUACAGAAUGGAAAUGAAGCCCCAUUCCCCCAGGAACCAGAUAAUUACGGAACUUCAAGUUUGGCUGGCCAGAGGAAGCCUUUUCUGGCCUAUACCUCCAACUCUAGAAACGUCCUCACCUGCUGGAAAAAUGUGUGGAGCUUGAAGUUCUUCUCCCAAAGGCAAAGGGAGGAAUCUGUUGGAGGACUUUCCGACAUACUGAGGACACCACCACCCCAGAUCACUCAGGACAUUACCUCUCAGACCACCGAGGACACCACUCACCAAGCUAUCUUGGAAACCUUCCCAUGCCAAUGAGGGCAGCAUUCCCAGGACCAGCCAGGUCACAAAAGACACCAUCCCCCAAGUCCUUAAGGCCAUUUCUCCACUCUCAAAUCACUGGAUACAUUAUCCCCGCUCUGGAUUGUUGACUUAUAAUCUGACCGGGGAACAUUCAAAACAAGUUCAUAUCCCAGGCUGGGAGGACAAUGAUUCAGGAGUUUUAAAACUGUGAAGUCCAGGAAUGUGAAUCUAGAUUCCUGGAUGUCAGAAAGCUGUUUACAAGACUCCCCUUAUAGUGAAGUAAGUCUCCAAACAUAAGUGUGUGCACACAUAUGCACAUGUGACCCCUGACUAGGACAGAGAAAGAACUCAUUAAAAAGCCUGUCAGUCAUUUGGGAGAUUGUGAACCUCGGAGAAAGCAAAAAAAGAGGAAAUAGUGCUUUAAUCUUCAUCCAACCAGGAUUAGAGCUUCAGAGGCAUAUGUGGGCCCCUGAAAUGCCUUCCCUUUCCCAUUCCUAUCAUAUCCACUUAUCCUCCCCACUGAAAUCUGCAGCCCACCUCACUUCACAUCCAGUCACAGCAUAGAGGAAGGAAUCUACACUUCCUCUUAUCUCACCUAUGCUGCAGAGGAAACCUUAUAACAGUUCUACCAAGAAGGCAGAAAGGGCCUCAAAGGAGCUUGGGGUCCUGAAAUACACACACACACACACACACACACACACACACACACACACACACACACACUGAGCAUUGUAAAUCCAGAGAUAUCCAACAGAUUGACCACAGCCUCAGGGAGGAGUCUGAUAGGAGGGUAAGAGGGAUGAAAGAUAAAGGAUAUGAAGUGGGGAAUGUGAGAAAGGGGGAAGGGAAAGGAAUAAGCAUUUAUGUGGCAUGUAUCGUGUGCCAGGAACUAUGCUAAGCAUUUUACCUCUGGAUAACUAAAGUAGCAGAGUUAGAAGUGGGGGAUGAAGGGAACACAAGAAGGAAGGUACAAGGUGGAGCAUUAGGGGGAUCCCAGUUCAGGAAUUUGAAGGGUCUGAGAUAUGAGACUAAGGGGAUUGGGGAUGGGGGAGUAAAGUAGAGUAAGAGUUGUGACUGAAGGUGAUUUGAGAUGGGGGGAGGGAACGUAGUGGGAAAGAGAGAUAGAGAAUCAAGGGAAUGUAAAGUGAGAUAUAAAGAGAAUAGAUGAGAGGUGGUAGAUUGGGGAACCUGGAGGGUAGGGAAUGGGCUAAGGGCAUGGAGCUAAGGCAGGGAGCACUACCCAAGCCUCUGUUAUCUCCUAAAGUGAUUAGCUUAGAUCUUUCCUGAAUUUUUAACUUCUGGGAGAGGAAAAAUUCCUCCUUCCUCCAGAAAAACAUACAUACCACCACCACCACUACCAACAACAACAAGUUUUCACAUUUGCUGAAUUUUAUGAGAUAAUUCCUCUAAAAUAAAAGGGAAAGGCAAGGGAGGCCCUGACAGAAAAUGAUUUUAUAAGGAGACGCCCCACAGGAAGUGUGGAUGCAGUUUCCACUGUUGAAAGCCAAGGACCAAGCAAGCUGCCCAUGAAAUGGGCCAUGCGCUCAAAAAUCCUCCUUUACCUCCUCUCUCCUGGUGCCUCUGACUUUCCUCACCUAUCCAACUGGCAGAGCUAAUGAAACUUUGGAGAAAAGGCAUCUUUUUAAAAAUGGAAAACUUGCCUGGUGAGAACAGAAAAGCCUCUAAAAUAGGGCAGGUUGGGGGCAAUCAAGAAAGCAGGACAGCUUUGAGAAGACCACUGACCCAGGGACACAGACCUUGGCUAGGAUGCUGCAACCAACUUGACAUGUGACAGAUUUCUAUCUGCCCUUCCCUGAGCCCCAGCCCCCACAUCUGUAAAAGACAGGGAAGGGUGGAGAGACAUGUUGAACUAGGGAUUCUACAGUCUCUUCCCUUCUCCAGGCCUCAGUUUCCUCCUCUUUAAAAUAAAGGGAGUUGGACUCCAUCAAGAGCCCUCUCAGCACUAGCUUUCCAUGGAAUAAUCAGGCAGCCAACAGAGAUGCAGAAGGACUACCAGGCCAGAGAUUCCAAAGACAACAACAAAAGAUCCUGGAGAACACCUCCAGGAAACCUGACACUAAUGACCUUCCCCCUCAGACCUCACAGAGCACUUCUCUGAUGCAUGUAUUCUUGUGUAUCCUAUCCAUCUGUGUUGGUAAUUCAUCCCCUCACUACCAGUUCCUUGAGAGCUAGAACCACAUCUUUCAUAAAUUUUGAAUCUUCUCCAGCAACAAACACAGGACUCUGCACAUUGUAGGUGCUUAAUAAAUGUUUGUUGAAUGAAUAUUAUUGAAAUCUAUCAAGGAUCAGUGUCACUUAGAUCUUUGAGCUUAAGAUGACAGAAAAAAAUUCAUUUUUUUUCAUCUAUUACUAAAAGAGGCUCCUAGGCACCAAUUAUCUUUUAGAGCAAGCACAUGAGAGGUUGUAAGCAAAGGUGCCUCUAACAGUGAACUGAUUAGACAAAGUAAAAAGCUUUAAAAAGUGAUUGAGGAAUGAAUGAAUGAAUGAAUGGUCCAGAUCUGAAGCCCUAAAAGCCUGAAAGUAGCUGAGGUAGGUAAAAUACAGCUUUGGAUGCCAAAUUGUUUUUGUUUUUUUUUAAGUGAGGCAAUUGGGGUUAAGUGACUUGCCCAGGGUCACACAGCUAGUAAGUGUUAAGUGUCUGAGGCCAGAUUUGAACUCAGGUACUCCUGAAUCCAGGGCCGGUGCUUUAUCCACUGUGCCACCUAGCUGCCCCAAUGCCAAAUUGUUUUGCAAACCAGAUAGACACCAUUAGAAAGAUGAGAAGCAAAGCAUGAGAAAUGAAACCAAUGAUUAAAAUGUGAGCUUAAAUUGAGAAAGAAGGUGCCAACAUGAACUUGUGUUUGUGCUUCUUUGAAAUCAUGUUCCUUGUAUUUCGAUGUUUAGCCACCUUGUAUCACGAGUAAUUAACUAAUUUAUGUUGUUAUUUUAAUAAAGAGUUUAUUUUUGUAGAAAAAGCAUGCAGGGCAUGAAAAUAUGCAUUCUGUAUUUUUUCUUGGCUAUUUUUGCCUAGAGGAUCAUUGAAUCUUUGAGCUGAAAGGCAUUUUGGGGGAUAUCUAGUCCAGUUCUUACAUUAAUCCUGAAUCCUGUCUAUAUCACCAUCAAGUGUUCGCACAGUCUCUACUUGAAUUCUUCAAGUGACACAAAGCUCACUCUGUCACUACCAUUCCAUUGCUGGACAACUCUGAUUGUUACACAGUCCUUCCUUGUAUGAAGCUGAAAUCUACAGCCCAGGAAUUGUUCCUGGUUCUAUCCUCUGACCAACCUGAACUGAUCCUUCUUCCACAAAGCAACCCUUCAGACAUUUGAAGACCAUUGUCACAUCCUCCUUAAAGUUUCCUCUGCUCCAGAAUAAAUAUCCUCACUUCCUCCAGCUGAUCCUCACUUGGUUUGAUUUCCAGUGCACUCAUUACUCUGGUCAUUCUUCUGUGGAUAGGUCCCAAUUUGUCAACAUCCUUCCUAAAAUGUGGCACCUCAGCCUGGAAAUAUGUUAUCUAAUGAAAGCAAUGGACAGCAGAACUAUAAUCUCCUUUCCUCUGGAUGCUAGGUUUCUGUUAAUGCAGCUUAAGAUGACACUAUCCACAGACAGAGAUACCUCUGGGGCCACUGGAAAGCUAGAAGAUGAAACAUUAGCUAUUCUUGUUGUCGCCUUGCGAAUCAUCUCAAACCAAAUUAACACCUAGCUAAAACAGAAAUACCACAAACGCCAAACCUUACUCAGAAACAAACUGCCUAAGUCUUUGACUCUGCCUAGAGGUUAUCCUGCCCAUUUAAACUGUAGCCUACACACCCAUCCCAUUUCCUUCCAAAAACCUGGUCGGGGGAGUGGUGCGAGUAAGGACGGACCUGGGCAUACUUCUAACAGCCCUCAUUACAGGUCCUAUAGAAGAUUAUCAUUCACCCAUACCACAUCCUAGGCCCAGCCCUGCCCCGUCACUCCUCACCACAUAACUGAGAGAUAAAGCAAAGGGAAAAGGACUUUCUGAAACUG
This is a messenger RNA of Dromiciops gliroides (monito del monte), 6254 nucleotides long. It is a transcript of the gene HRH2, whose product is annotated as histamine receptor H2. The record is from RefSeq and is a predicted model, not a curated record. Gene Ontology annotation, biological process: chemical synaptic transmission; gastric acid secretion; G protein-coupled receptor signaling pathway, coupled to cyclic nucleotide second messenger. Gene Ontology annotation, cellular component: membrane; dendrite. The transcript has 3 exons. Bases 959 to 2260 code for a protein of 433 amino acids. Lineage: Eukaryota; Metazoa; Chordata; Mammalia; Microbiotheria; Microbiotheriidae. Gene Ontology annotation, molecular function: neurotransmitter receptor activity; histamine receptor activity; G protein-coupled serotonin receptor activity.